GAUCAAUCUCCAACAAGGCUUAGAGUUGGACGUACAAACCUCGCAAAGAAGUUUUUUGGGGAAAACGUGCGCGUCUUUCCUUAAACAUCAAUUUCUUGUUUUCACUUGGACGAAUAUACAGGGCAGCUGCAAUGUGGAUUCAAGUGCGCACAAUGGAUGGGAAGGAAACCCACCGGGUGGAUUCCCUGUCCAAACUCACCAAGGUGGACGAGCUGCGUCUCAAAAUCAUGGAGCUUUUCAAGGUGGAGCCAGAGAGGCAGAGACUGUUCUACCGAGGCAAACAGAUGGAGGAUGGCCACACCAUAUUUGAUUACAACGUGGGUCUCAAUGACAUAGUGCAGCUGCUAGUCAGGCAAGCGUUGCCUUCAGGUGAAGUUGUUAAAAACAAGGAUAAAGAAGCGGAGCUCUCUGACUCUGAUUCUGGCUGUGGCUCAACCCAGAGCGAGUCUGACAAGAGCUCAACUCACGGCGAAGUGGAGAGUCAGGCUGCUGGCACCUCAGCCCAAGCCAAUGCCCCAGAGCUCAUCAACCCAGGGUUUGGACUCUACAAGAUCAAUGAACUGGUGGAUGCAAGAGACUUGAACAUGGGAGCUUGGUUUGAGGCCCAGAUCGUGAACGUUACUAAGACAACAAAGACGCCUAAGGAGGAGGCCGCGGAGGCACAGCCGGCAGAGGAAGAGGAGAUACUGUACCACGUAAAAUACGAAGACUACCCAGAAAAUGGGGAGAUUCCGUUGCUGGCCAAGGAUGUCCGUCCCCGGGCCCGCACAGUGUAUCAGUGGCACCAGCUGGAGCCUGGUAUGGUGGUUAUGGUCAACUACAAUCCAGAUGACCCAAAGGAACGUGGCUACUGGUAUGAUGCUGAAAUCCAGAAAAAGAGGGAGACGCGCACCCUUCGAGAGGUCUACGCCAAGAUUAUCCUUGGCGAUGCUGGGGACUCUCUGAAUGACUGCCGCAUCAUGUUCCACACUGAAAUCUACAAAAUUGAGGAACCUGGUUCUCUGAAUGAUGCGCCCGCUGGAAGUGAGAGCCCACUCAAAAGGUCAAAUGGACCUGAGUGCAAACACUGCAAGGACGACCCUAAGAAAAACUGUCGAUGGUGUAACUGCCAUAUCUGUGGCAUCAAGCAGGAUCCUGACAAACAACUGCUAUGCGAUGAGUGUGACAUGGCCUACCACACCUACUGCCUGAACCCUCCACUUACCACCAUUCCCGAAGAUGAAGACUGGUAUUGUCCAGGUUGCCGUAAUGACACCAGUGAGGUCGUGCGUGCUGGAGAGAAGCUGAAGGAGAGCAAGAAGAAGGCUAAGAUGGCUUCUGCCAGCUCCUCCAGCCAGAGGGACUGGGGAAAGGGAAUGGCCUGUGUUGGUCGAACCAAGCAGUGCACAAUUGUCCCAUCCAACCACUAUGGCCCAAUUCCUGGCAUUCCUGUGGGCUCCUUGUGGAAGUUCAGAGUGCAGGUCAGCGAGUCUGGUGUUCACAGGCCACAUGUAGCUGGCAUUCAUGGCCGGAGCAACGAUGGCGCCUACUCUCUGGUCCUGGCAGGAGGCUAUGAAGAUGAUGUGGAUGAUGGUAAUGAGUUCACUUACACUGGUUCUGGAGGGCGAGAUUUGUCUGGAAACAAGAGGACAGCUGAACAAUCCUGUGAUCAGACACUUACUCACAUGAAUAGGGCGCUGGCUCUCAACUGCAACGUUCCAGUUAAUGACAAAAAUGGAGCGGAAUCAAAGAACUGGAAGGAAGGCAAACCGGUCAGAGUUGUGCGCAGCUGUAAGGGCCGUAAGCACAGUAAAUAUUCCCCUGAAGAAGGAAACCGAUAUGAUGGUAUAUACAAGAUUGUCAAGUACUGGCCGGAGAAAGGCAAAUCUGGCUUCCUUGUUUGGCGGUAUUUGCUGAAGCGUGAUGACGAUGAACCGGCACCAUGGUCAAGAGAUGGCAAGGAACGCAUCAAGAAGCUUGGCCUGACAAUACAGUAUCCUGCAGGCUACCAGAAAGAAAAAGAGAACAAAAAUGAAGUGGAGGAAGAAGGGACGCCAAACAAAGCAAAGAGGAAGAGGAAAUCUCAGGGCACUGAAUCCACCAAGACCUCACCAGGCAAGACGCCGAAGAAAAUAAAAGUAGAGGUGUACAAGCUUACUUCGGAGCAGAAGACCCUCAUCAAGAAUGAUAAGGCAAACAAGAAACUGUGGGAUGAAGCCAUGGAAUCACUGUCACUUGGACCGAAAUUCUUGAACAAAGUUGAAGAAGUUUUCCUCUGCAUUUGCUGCCAAGAAGUGGUCUUCCAGCCCAUCACCACAGAGUGUCAACACAACGUGUGCAGGGAAUGUCUUCAGCGAUCCUUUAAAGCAGAAGUCUACACUUGCCCGGCCUGCAGGCAUGACCUGGGCAAAAACUACUCCAUGACCGUCAACAAAUCCCUGCAAGAUAUUCUAAAUCAGUUUUUCCCAGGCUACAGCAAUGGGCGAUGAUCUUUGGUUCUGCGUUGAGCCAUCGAGGAAACACGAUGUAAACUGUAAGAGGAAUUUUCAAUGGAGGCAAUAAAGAAUCACUUUCUCUUAAUAUAUUUUUAUGAUUAUAAACUACAAUUUUUGUGGACUUCAAUGCCAAUGUUCACCUUGGAUCUUCCUUGUGUAGUUAAUGAUAAAUUGAAAAUUCCUUUGUGCCUCCGUUAUUACCUUCAGCUGUGAUUUUAAUAUUGAUGAUUUUUUUUUUUUUAUACUCCCAGCAAUUUGUUCUGUUCUAUUAACUAAUGCUAAUAUUAUCCACAAUGUAAAAUUGUUGUUUUUAACAAAUUCCCUCCAUAUUUCGCACUCCCUUACUGAAUGUUUUGCUGAAGUAGUUAAAAUAUUUACCCAUGUUAAAAAUGGAGAUUAUUUUUAUACACUGCUGUUGUUAUAAUCUGGAUUGAAACUGCCGUUAGUUUGGCUGUAUUUGUUUUUAGUGCAGUUUUUACUGAAUCUGAUCAUUCAGUCAUGUUCCAAAGUGCUCCGUUACACCUUAAGUUGUUACGUUAUGUAUUAUCACGUUUUUUAAUAUUCAGAAUCUACAAAUGCACAAAAGCUUGAUUACCUCCUGGUAAAGAGUGAAUCUCUGUAAAAGAAAUUGGCACCAAAUUGGACUGUUACUCUUGUUCUAGUUUGAUCAGAUUAUUUUAGAAAUGCACUAUGAGCAACCCAAAGCCUAUUUUGUUUUUGUUUUUGUACAAUUAAGGCUUUCUAACUCUUGAGCUGCUCCAUGUAAUGUAAAGGAGAGCAAAUACACAAGCACAAUUUGGGAACUGUGUCAUCAAAUGAGGUGAUUCUUUGCCUAAUGCAUUUGUUCUUUUCCAUUUUUUCCUACAGUUAAUGUAUGAUUGUAUAUUAAGUUUUAGAAAGUUACUAUGAAAUCUGCUAAAUCUUAAAAGGUAAUGUUAUAGGUUCUUAAAGUCAUAUACUCCAUGAUGUAGAUUUGGAUUACCCCUACUUAAAAAAAUCACCUCCUCGACCUAGUCCAAAGAAACAAAAGUGCUUAAUCAAGAGGGUAAUGUAGAACUCCAGAUUUACCUAGCUCCUUAGAAGUUGUCCCUGACACUCAAACCUAAUCGAGUCUAGAAACGUGUAUUUUUUUUUUUUGCUAAAAUAUAAUUUGCUCUUUCAUCUUUUUUAUAACCUUUUAUUGCCAUCAGUGGGUGUGUUGUUCUGUCAGAUUUUUGUGUCUCCUUUGGUCUCUUGUAAUACCUAACCUUGUGUUUAAAAAAAAAAAAAAAAAAAAAUGCUUGUUUUAAGGAAGCAUUGAAACAUGGCAAUUUCA
This is a messenger RNA of Sphaeramia orbicularis (orbiculate cardinalfish), 3789 nucleotides long. It is a transcript of the gene uhrf1, whose product is annotated as ubiquitin-like with PHD and ring finger domains 1. Lineage: Eukaryota; Metazoa; Chordata; Actinopteri; Kurtiformes; Apogonidae. Gene Ontology annotation, biological process: negative regulation of gene expression via chromosomal CpG island methylation; protein ubiquitination. The record is from RefSeq and is a predicted model, not a curated record. The transcript is spliced from 17 exons. Gene Ontology annotation, molecular function: protein binding; ubiquitin protein ligase activity. Bases 132 to 2468 code for a protein of 778 amino acids.